GGGGCCCGGAGCGGCGGCGGGCGGGCGGGCGCGGGGCGGGGCGGCCCCGGGCCCCUUUGUUCGGCGGGAGGCGGCAGCGCCGCCGCUUUGUGCGCCUCGGCCCGCAGCGCCGGUUUGAGCCAACUGCCUGGUCAGGAUGAGCUGGAGCUUCCUGACGCGGCUCCUGGAGGAGAUCAACAACCACUCGACCUUCGUGGGCAAGAUCUGGCUCAGCGUCCUCAUCGUCUUCCGGAUCGUGCUGACGGCCGUGGGGGGCGAGUCCAUCUACUACGACGAGCAGAGCAAGUUUGUCUGCAACACGCAGCAGCCCGGCUGCGAGAACGUGUGCUACGACGCCUUCGCCCCGCUCUCCCACGUUCGCUUCUGGAUCUUCCAGAUCAUCAUGGUGGCCACCCCCUCGGUGCUCUACCUGGGCUUCGCCAUGCACCGCAUCGCCCGCAUGCCCGAGUCCUCGCGGCGCCGGCAGCCGGUGGCCCCGCGGGGACGCAUGCCGGUGGUGAGGCGGGGGGCCGGGCGGGACUACGAGGAGGCGGAGGACGAUAACGAAGAGGACCCCAUGAUCUUCGAGGAGAUCGAGGUGGAGAAGGAGAAGAGCACGGAGGGCGGGGAGAAGCACGACGGCCGGCGUCGCAUCAAGCAGGACGGGCUGAUGCGCGCCUACGUGCUGCACCUGCUGUGCCGCUCGCUGCUGGAGAUGGCGUUCCUCUUCGGGCAGUACCUGCUGUACCGCUUCGAGGUCAGCCCGUCCUACGUCUGCAGCCGCAGCCCCUGCCCGCACACCGUCGACUGCUUCGUCUCCCGCCCCACCGAGAAGACCAUCUUCCUGCUCAUCAUGUACGCGGUCAGCGGGCUCUGCCUCUUCCUCAACCUCUGCGAGCUCCUGCACCUCGGCGUGGGGCGCAUCCGUGACGCCCUCGGCCAGACCGCUGGCCCCCCGCACCCACCCGGCGGCAGCCCCACGCCACAGUACGCCAAGAAAGCCCCCAGCGCGCCCCCCACCUACCACUCGCUGAAGAAGGAGACACUGAAGUCCCCCCUGCCCGACGGCAAGCUGGACUACAGGGAGAACCUGGCCAACUCGGCGGCAGAGCGCUUCGCCCUGGCCGGCGCUCCCCCCGAGCACGAGCUGGAGCGGCUGCGCAAGCACCUGCGCAUGGCACAGGAGCACCUGGAGAUGGCUUUCCACCUCCAGCCACCCCCGCAGCCCCCCAGCCCCUCUCGCAGCAGCAGCCCCGAGGCCAACGGCAUCGCCGCCGAGCAGAACCGCCUCAACCUGGCCCACGAGAAGGGCGGCAGCGUCUGCGAGAGGACCACGGGGCUGUGAGUGCGGAGGACAGCAGGAUCGGACGGUCGGAUGAUGCUGCUGGCUCGGGACAGCGACGUGCGUCUGUCCCAUGGGGCUGGGGCAUCCCUGUCCCAGCGGGCAGCUAUGGGGACUGGGGCUCGGGGAACCUUCCU
This is a messenger RNA of Anas platyrhynchos (mallard), 1458 nucleotides long. RefSeq names its product gap junction gamma-1 protein. Lineage: Eukaryota; Metazoa; Chordata; Aves; Anseriformes; Anatidae. Gene Ontology annotation, molecular function: gap junction channel activity. Gene Ontology annotation, biological process: cell-cell signaling. Gene Ontology annotation, cellular component: connexin complex. The record is from RefSeq and is a predicted model, not a curated record.